CUCGCCCCGCCGCCCUCUUACACACACACACACGGAGCCGGAGCGGCUGACGGUGCUUACUCCGGGGCUCGCCGGCUUCUCUCACCCGCUACCCGAGCAGCGGCGGCCGCACAAAGGAGAGAAGAAGGAGGAGGAGGCAGCGCACACGGUGCUCGGAGCCCCGGCCGGUGUUGCACUGCCCGGAGAUGUCGGGCGUGCUGGUACUCGCUGCCUGGUGCUUCCUGCAAGUGGAGAGCCGGCAUCCUGAAAUCAUCACGAGUAACAGCAAUCAUGGCAAUUUCCUGGACAACGACAAAUGGCUGAGCACCGUUUCGCAGUACGAUAAAGACAAGUAUUGGAACAAAUUCCGGGAUGAAGUUGAGGAUGAUUAUUUCAGAAACUGGAAUCCGAACAAGCCUUUUGAUCAAGCCCUUGAUCCAUCCAAAGAUCCGUGUUUGAAGGUGAAGUGCAGCCCACAUAAAGUGUGUGUCACUCAUGACUAUGAAACUGCUAUUUGUGUAAGCCGCAAGCAGCUGGUACACAGCCUUCGACAAAAGAAAGGGACCCUGGCCCAGAAGCACUGGACUGGCCCAGCUAACAUAGUAAAAUGCAAGCCUUGCCCCACGACACAUGCCAGCCCUGUCUGUGGGUCUGAUGGACACACGUACACCACCAAGUGCAAGUUGGAGUUUCAUGCAUGUACUUCUGGCAAAACUAUCACAGCUCGAUGCGAAGGGCCCUGCCCCUGCCUUCCAGGACCUGAAAGUUCAAAACACAAGACGGAGAAGACUGCCUGCACAGACAAAGAACUGAGGAGUCUGGCUUCGCGGCUAAAAGACUGGUUCGGGGCUCUGCACGAGGACGCGAAUCGUGUCAUCAAACCAACGAGCUCGGAGACGGCACAAGGCAGAUUUGACACCAGCAUACUGCCAAUCUGUAAGGAUUCCUUAGGCUGGAUGUUCAACAAGCUUGACAUGAACUAUGACCUGCUGCUGGAUCCCUCGGAGAUCAGCGCCAUUUAUCUGGAUAAGUACGAGCCCUGCGUCAAGCCUCUCUUCAACUCCUGUGACUCCUUCAAAGAUGGGAAGCUGUCGAACAACGAGUGGUGCUACUGCUUCCAGAAGCCUGGAGGUCUUCCUUGCCAGAAUGAAAUGAAUAGAAUUCAAAAGCUAAGUAGAGGGAAGAGUCUGUUGGGUGCUUUCAUCCCACGGUGCAAUGAAGAAGGUUAUUACAAAGCCACUCAGUGCCACGGCAGCACAGGGCAGUGCUGGUGCGUUGAUAAGUACGGGAAUGAGAUAGCCGGCUCAAGAAAACAAGGGACAGUUAGUUGUGAAGAAGAGCAAGAAACCUCAGGGGAUUUUGGCAGUGGUGGAUCUGUUGUAUUGUUGGAUGAUUUGGAAGAGGAGCCUGAAGCAGCUAAAAGAGACAAAGAAGGGAAACUGAAGAUUCAUGUAAGAGCAGCUAAUGAAGAUGAUGAAGAUGAAGAUGAUGAUAAGGAUGAUGAAAUUGGUUAUAUAUGGUAGUGCCCAUCAUAAUGAGGACUCACGUUUUGCACAAUAUUGCAAGUCAUAUCAUAUCUCUGCAAUUGUAUCUGAGAGUACCUGGCACAAAUAUUCCCUCUCUACUGAGUUUAAUUUUGUAUAGUCUAUUUAAUUUGGAAGACAAGGGUUUUUUUCCAGCAAGGACUGUUUGGAAUACAGCUUUUGUUCAGUUGGUUCAGGGGAUUUUUGUUCUAAUCACAGGGGCAAUGAGUUUUGUUUCAAAAACAUUUCAUGUCUUAAUCCUCACUUGCACACCUUAUGAAAUAUAUCCUGUGAAAGAAGAAUCGCAGAAGGGGCUCAAAAAUCCAAUACAAGGCUUAGAAGCCCUUCUCGUGUUAGAGAAUUUGUGUCACAAAUUCUUACCUGAAUCACAUCAGAAACAGUUAUUUUUCUUUCCUGAAACAGGAAAAGUAGGUGCCUCAUUUGCUAGUCCGUAUUUGUUAUGUUCCAGUAAAGAGUAAAUCUCUUUGGAUAGUGACCUGUGGCUGCCCCGCACCAGGGGUUUAAUCCAGAAAGAAACCCACUGGCAGGAUUUUCUCUUUACAUUCUCUGAGAAUGAGUCCAACAGUCUUAGUCCAGCCCUCACUGAAGGCAAAGCUCCCAGCAGAGGGUAGAUCAGCUCACUGCCACUCUUGCUUUGGUUAAGGAACGUGGCCUUGAUGUUACAAGAUGCUGAGAAUCUGCAGCUAUCACGGACCAAGCCCUACAGGCAGGGAACAGAGUCCAUCUGCCUUUCAAAUUGUUUAAGGAAAGAGUGUUUUGUGAAUCUGUAGCUUCAUAACCACCCCCAGAGCUGCUCUGCAGCUUCUGUCUGAGCUCAUUUGCACCAAGAGUUGCAUUAACGUCGCUCAGGCAACCUCUGCUUCUGCUCACACACUAUGGGUCUGCCCAUUCUUCAUUUACUCUCAGUAAUCCCUCAUUCCGAAGUUAUAAAGCUGUCAAGGACACUAACCAUCAAAAGUAAUAAGCUGUCACUUCUUUAAUUUAAAUAGUUAAUAUUUAUUUGACCCGGUUAAAAAAGCAACUUUAGGUGGUCAUGUUUCAAAAGCAUAACCCCUUUCCUCAGCAUGACAAGUUGCACACUUAUAAUACAGACACAUAAAAAAGAAUAGUAUUAAAAUAUAGUCUGUGAUUCCCUCAGCAUUUGCCAUGUAUUCAUGGCUUUGCAAUUAUGUUACAGCAUAUUGACAUUAACUUAUUUGCUGCGUCCUUUCCCACUGCAGUUCUCGGAUACAGUAAGGUACUGGGGUGACCUUUUAUUAUUUUCACUGUUUUCAGAAACAGUGAGAGGUACCUUAACCCCACUUUUGCAGUAGGAUCCAGAUAUAAGUAUUAUUUUAGCAGUACCUGUGAGUUAUUUUGCAGAAUGAAAAACGUGCUUAUUACACAGAAAACUAAUCAGAUGGAAUACUUUUUUCCUCUGAGUUAGUGUUGGAUACAGAGGUGGAGACAUUACGGAGUCAAAACAUGGCUGGUUACGUACUCACUCGGAAGCAGGAAAAUAUCAUGCUGGUUGGCAGAAGUCAAUUUUCUAGGGACAGUGGCCCAAGGGCUGUGGUCUUCAGCCAUCUCCAAAGUCCAUGUCCCCUGCGGAGCCUGACUCUGCAGCCCCUCUGCCCCUCGGUGUCAGCCUCUGCUUUCAGACGUGAUCAGAAGAGCAACACUGAAGAGGAACUCCUUUCAGACACCACGUGUUGCAGGGGCUCAGUUGUUUUCUCCUCUUUCGUUUCCUAUUUAUCUCGAUCAAUGACCUGAGAACAAAGAGCAAGCCGGCAUAAUUGUUAUUAAUGCAGAAGGAUGUGUAAAAUCGUGAGGAAUUUGUUGUGUGCUGUUUCACGCCCCCGCAUCCUCCCAAAAAUCUGUCAUCACAGUCAUUUGCAAAAGGCCUGCAAUCCUCCCUUCCUCAAAUCCCUUUGAUUUUCCUAUAGCUUUUGAAAAUCUAUUUUAAAAUCUUUGUCCAUGAGCUGCACAGCACGCACACACACACACACUUUUUUUACUUGCCUUUCAUAGAAAAUGAUGAUGACUUGCAAGAGGAACAGAUACAAGCAACAUUUCUGUUUCCUUAAAUAGUAUGAUUUUGUGAGAAGCAAUUGAACACCAACAGUAGCUUCUCAAUCAUUGUGGCUGGUUUCCUCCUGCUAUUUUAUUAAUUAAAGCCAUACUCUCUGGCUCUAGCUCUGCUGUCCUUGUGCAGGACCUGCCUGAGGCACAGAGAUGCCAUUUCACUCUGACAUAGAACUGAGGUCCACAAUCAGUAGAGUUGUGCUUAUCCUCCUGACUGGACUCAUUCUCCACACAUAACUAGUUUUUUCUGCAGUUCUGUGUCCAUUUGCCAUGGCUUAUCCUGAACUAUGCCAUACUUCAAAGGCCACAUAGUCAAUCCAUUCUGCCCAGGACCACACUGGAGUAAAACCUGUCUAACCCAGUCCUUGCAGGCAGCUCCAGGGUCCAAAUUGCAGCCCUUCUGCAUCACGUGCAGCUAUGCAAGAUGGUUGAAUAAAAGCUAUUAAAUAAGCCCUUAAAAAUGAAUGUGGACAGCCUUCAGCUUACAUGAGCAGAUAUGCCACCACCAUCCAUUUCUCAACACCAUUGAUCUUCUCCCAGCUGUAACCUCUCACACACAACAAUUCCAAACCAGAGCUGGCAGGUUUUACAUCUUAAACUAUAAAACAAUUUCCAUUGUCUCAAACUCACCAAUUCAAAUGUGCAGUGGGUACCAGUCAAACUGCCCCGUGCCCAGCACUGCACGGCUGGUUCAGCUGAUCUCUGCCAGCAUCUUUACCUCCACACAGAAACAAACACACUUACACAUGUAUAUAUUUCCCUUUUAAGACCACUGGCCUGGAUUCAGGAAGACACCCCUAGCCAGGUGAUCGUUCAGUCACCUGUUUCAGUUGUUCAAAUGUUCUUCUGAAUCAGGGCCACCAUUAGAAAAAUGUGAGUUUAUUGAGUGGUUCGGUUGGGCACGACUACAAGAGCAUUUAAAGCAAGUAGUGUCAAAUGCCAAGGUGGCACAGCCCAGGCAGGAGGGGGGCAGGGGCUGUUGGGCUUGGAAGGGCAGCUCGGACUAUGGAUUGCUUUAAAAGCAAGUUUCCAAAUCUUACAACGCUUUUUUUUUAGCAAAGCCCUUUGGUGAUCCACUGGCAUCCUCCUGUGGUUGUGGAAUUUGCAGCCUAUAUAUACAUGUGUAUAUAUAUGUGUGUGUCUGUACAUAUAUAUUUAUACACACAUAUGUGUGCGUGUCCAAUUUUGCAAGCUGCAUAAAGAAAAUGUUUUAUUUCUCUAAAAAACCCAGUCCCAUCAAGCCCUUUCCAUUCUUCAUGCUUUGUAAAGGAUUUAAUUUGCUUCCAGCUUACUUUAAUUUCUUCCUUUUUCUUUUCUUUCUUCUUUUUUUUUAAAUAAGGCUUCCCAUCUGCAUCAAGUCACUGACCUUCCAAACAUUUUCUCAUUAUGAAAAAUGGAAUCAGAGUUGUCCCAUUCUUUUAGAAACACAAACCGAUUUUUAAUCUCAUUUUCUUUUAAUAUUAGACACUAUGAAAUACUGUUAGGCAUUGCUUUAUGUUUCAAGGUGUCCUUUUAACUACUGUGGUUAAAUCAAAAUCUCCUUGAGUUCAGAUUUCAGCACAGUUGGGUUUUUUGGGUCGUUACUGGCCUUUGCUGUGAACACAAAGAAUCCUUUUCCUUUUCUUCGCCUUUUUUUAAGCUAUUCUGUACUAUUAUUUUCAACCAUUUGAAGUGUUUAUUUAAUAUUUAUUCUACAGUUUAUAUUGAAAAUGUAAAGUUUAUAUUUAAAACAAUACUGUUUGUUAGUGAAUGCUUCUCUUUGCCUCUCCAGCCUAGUCUGUUAGUCUCAGUGUACAUUUCUGGCAUGGGAAUAUUUUGAUAUUAGAAGUUUUGUAGCAUUUUUCCCCCUCAAGCAGCAAAUGACAUAGAUCUAAGGUCACCACUUGAUACAGACCACCAGAUCGCUCAAGCUUAGCUUCCUACGUUUGUUGGCUUUUAUUGCAGUCCCUUCUGUAUGCCAUUCAAGUUCCUUUAAUACAUAGACUGCUUUGUACAGUUACUAUACAUCAAAAAGCCCUUUCUACAGUAGGUGGGUUUUGGUCUUUUUAUACUUUUCUCAAUGCUGUUGAUGUCUGUUCCUGUUAAAUGUGUAGAUCUGUAAGGAGAGAUCCAAAUAUUACGUGUUUCAGUUUGAUGUCCCUACUGUAGAUGGAUGUAGACUAUCAUAGUAAGUAGAAUUGCAUAGUAAAUUCUGAAUGCUUUUUCCAUAAGGAGUUAAGUGGAAUGUGAGCAUUUUGCUAUCUUUGGUUAACUGUAAAUGCUUAACUGUAGUCUGAAAUAGUUGCAUUUUUGUCUGUCUCAAUAAAUUUUAAUUUGUCUGCGA
This is a messenger RNA of Calidris pugnax (ruff), 5910 nucleotides long. RefSeq names its product sparc/osteonectin, cwcv and kazal-like domains proteoglycan (testican) 1 (gene SPOCK1). NCBI's taxonomy places the organism in Eukaryota, Metazoa, Chordata, Aves, Charadriiformes, Scolopacidae. The record is from RefSeq and is a predicted model, not a curated record. The transcript is spliced from 12 exons. Gene Ontology annotation, molecular function: calcium ion binding; protein binding. The coding region runs from base 186 to 1502 and encodes 438 amino acids.